AUGACAUCAGGGCUUGAAUACACUCACCUCCACCAGGCCACACCACCAGAAUGGAAAUUAAAGGACAAUGAUCCGAGCUGGCACAAACCUCGGGGGGUGCUACAGAGAAAUGCUGGAAUUGAGUGGCUUCGUAAAACAUUUGUCAGUGAUAAAAAUGCAAAAGGAGUCGUCUACUUUGCAGAUGAUGAUAAUACAUAUAGUAUUGAGUUGUUUAAAGAGAUGCGGGAUACAAGUACAGUAUCAGUAUGGCCAGUUGCCCUUAUUGGUGGGGUCAUGGUUGAACGACCUCAUGUCAGCCCUGCAAGGGAGCCCAGAGGCAGCCACAAGGUAAUUGGCUGGCUCACAGGAUGGAGGCCAGAGCACCCAUUUGCAACAGACAUGGCUGGUUUCGCCGUGAACUUGUCUCUGCUUCUGAGACGAGAAAAUGCAUACUUCUCCCAAGAUUCUCAAAGGGGCCACCUUGAGAGUGACUUCCUGGAGAAGGUUACAACCAUGGCGCAGUUGGAGCCCAAGGCAGAGCUGUGCACUAAGGUAUAUGUGUGGCACACAAGGACAGAAAAACCAAACAUGAAAGACGAAAAUAGACUGCGAAAGAUGGGUAAAGCAACCAACGAGGGUAUUGAGGUAUAAAGGUGAUAAAAUUCUUGCAAAUGAAGGAUAUUUAUGUUAAAUAGCCAUAGUAUUUCUGGUGUAUAUGUGUGGUUCUUUUCUUCUCCUUUGUAUAAUUACUCUUUUUAUGAGAUCACCCUUACACAAUGAAGAUUUUGAAAUUCUGUCUAUUGCUUCCAUUAGACUUGAUCAAGUUUCAGAAUCCUUUACCCAA
Molecule: messenger RNA, 823 nt
Organism: Penaeus indicus
Lineage: Eukaryota; Metazoa; Arthropoda; Malacostraca; Decapoda; Penaeidae
Gene: GlcAT-I
Product: galactosylgalactosylxylosylprotein 3-beta-glucuronosyltransferase 1-like
Exons: 1
Coding region: 1-630 (209 amino acids)
Biological process (GO): chondroitin sulfate proteoglycan biosynthetic process; carbohydrate metabolic process
Cellular component (GO): Golgi membrane
Molecular function (GO): galactosylgalactosylxylosylprotein 3-beta-glucuronosyltransferase activity
Source: RefSeq, a predicted model, not a curated record